GCUGGAGGGUGCUUGCUAGAGGAUUUGAGGAUCUUGUAGUAGGUUGGAGGGGCUGCUGAAAUAAUCAGAUUAGUUUGGACCAGUUGCUUGAGGUCUUUGUGAGGAACAUAAGACAUAUAGAUAAGCACCUGAGCCUCAAGACAAACUUGUGGUGGAAGAGGAAAAGAGGGUGACAGAGAUAAAAGCAAGAGAUGGGCUAUGAAAUAGCAAGAUUUGUGUCUUCUGACAUUGAUAAAGACUUGAUUUGUUCAAUCUGCAUGUGUGUUUUAGAAAAUCCUGCUGAGACGCCGUGUGAGCACAGCUUUUGUGAGCGGUGCAUAAAGGAGUGGCUGAGAUUUCGUCGCCGCUGCCCCCUUGACCGUGUGCAUAUCAACGCAAAUCAGCUGUGCCAGCCGAGCCGUAUGCUCAUCAACCAGCUGGGCAGGCUGGUAAUCUCCUGCGACUUCAAGUCGGAAGGCUGCGAUCAGACGAUGCCGCUCGAGGUGCUGGCCGCGCACCGGCUCAAGUGUCCGUGUAACCCACGGCCUAAUGACGCUCCGGAGCAGGCGGCCCGGCCGGCGCUGCCGCCCCGGCACGAUGCGGGCGCCUACGCCCAGCAGCAACAGCAGCAGGAGGAGGAAUCGGUGGACACGGGCGUGGCCGUCGGCCUAGUGGCGCUGGCCGGCAUCGUUGGCACCGUGGUGGCCGGCGUCAUGGGCUACCAGCGCGGCCGGUCCCGCGGCUCCGAGAACUGAGCUGGAGUUGGGGUCGCUGCCGGCGCCGGCCCCCGUCCCCGCCCCCGCCCCAGGCGACGGACGAUGGCGCCGGUCAGCUGGCGACCCCGCCUCACCGCGCGGGCGGCGAGGCCCCUGCGUGGGGCGUGAGUCAGGGGCUGUGGUGCGGCAUGGGUGGCGGGCGCUGCGCUCCGCUGAACGUUAGAGCCCGGCGGGUAAUGCGACUGGUUGCGCAGGUGACAGACGUCGCUCAUGACGGUCCCGUGGUGAGCGCCAGUGGCGGGUCUUGCGGCUGCUGACGGUCACAACUUGUAUCACGCAGCGUCACCAGCUGAACGCGAGGCGUUCUUAAGUCGGGCUAUCGUACUGAAGUGGGUUGUGAUAACGAUUGCUUUCCUUGUGCGCAGGCGAAGGCGCUGUUUUUAAUGGCGCAUGUGCGUGGACGGCGCGCGUCUUACUUUUUACAACAUAUCUAACUUGGCGGCCAAACCGCUCCUACUCCCGCGGUAGAUCGUGUGGGUAAAUGGGCGUUAUAAACCGUUGCAGUAUAUUUAUGGGUACAUGUCAAGUUGCAGAGGUGUCUGACGUGUAUGAUAGGGUCUCGGUCAGGCCCAACCAUGUCCCGACGUUGCCGGCGUGAUUAGGGCAGUGUUAACGUUGCUUUCUCUCCUGUUGGUGCCCAUGUGAUCGCUUGGACGGAGUGACCGGAAAAUACAUAUAUGGAACAG
Molecule: messenger RNA, 1441 nt
Organism: Pollicipes pollicipes
Lineage: Eukaryota; Metazoa; Arthropoda; Thecostraca; Pollicipedomorpha; Pollicipedidae
Product: E3 ubiquitin-protein ligase NRDP1
Exons: 5
Coding region: 192-734 (180 amino acids)
Biological process (GO): regulation of canonical NF-kappaB signal transduction
Cellular component (GO): plasma membrane signaling receptor complex
Source: RefSeq, a predicted model, not a curated record